This is a messenger RNA of Neodiprion fabricii, 1722 nucleotides long. Its product is annotated as mitochondrial amidoxime-reducing component 1-like. NCBI's taxonomy places the organism in Eukaryota, Metazoa, Arthropoda, Insecta, Hymenoptera, Diprionidae. The record is from RefSeq and is a predicted model, not a curated record. Bases 121 to 1428 code for a protein of 435 amino acids. The transcript is spliced from 5 exons. Gene Ontology annotation, molecular function: molybdenum ion binding; pyridoxal phosphate binding; catalytic activity.
UGUUAUGUCUUUGCUUAUGUAAACUGUGCGAGUAGCGCUCUAAGUAACGUGCAUGUUUACUCUUUAGAGUGCGUAUAACUGAUAUCUGCAUGAUGUAAUGUUUCUCUCUCAAAACGGUGGAUGAACAGAUCAAAAGUGACAGAUACGCAAUUUGAUACUGAGGAUAGAAUUUUUGAAAGCCAACUAACACGCAGUGUACAAAAAAUGAACAUCCAACUGGGUAAAACGUCCAUUGUAAUAGUGUGCGGAGCAACGGCAGUUUUGGCAAUCGUAUAUUGGGUAAAGCGGCGAAAAACUAAACAAACUAAACCAGAGGUGAAGAGUUCUGUUAAUGGAGAACUGAUUUGCGAACCGAUUGAAACCACAAGCGAUGAUCGAGUGGAAAGUGUACCGGCAAAGACCAUCAAAAACGAUACGCUGCAACAGAUAUUACCCAAAGAAUGGAGAAAAAUAGGACACGUAAACGAACUGUUUAUUUAUCCAUUGAAGUCGGGUCGUGGAAAAUACUUAAAAGAAUCCGUUUUCACUGAUUAUGGUAUCAGUGUGAACAUCGAUAACAGAUAUUUCUCGCUGAGAGACAGAAUGUUCCUCGUCUAUAAUGAAGAAACUGGCGAGUUCAGAACAAGCAGAAAUUAUCCCACAUUGAUCUUAGUGACCCUAAGUGCUGUAGACACAGACAAUGUAAAACUAGAGGCAGUUGGGAUGCCUUCCGUGACGUUCAAGGUCCCAGAAAGCACUGUCAAAAGCGUCUCGACUCCAGCUCCUUGCUUGUUGUGGUGGGGCGGAACCCUCGAGUGCCUUGACUGCGGUUCCGAAGUAGCUAAAUGGAUAUCUAAGUUUUUAACUGGGACCAAUAACGGUCUUCGAUUAGGCUGUGCUACCGGAAGAAGGAAUAUCGACAGUGCAGAACAGGAGCCAUGGGAAAAUUUCGACGACGUUUACGCCACUUUGAAGAACACAAGCACUGGCCUUUCAUCAGACUUGGGCAGCUACAUGGUGAUGUCUGAAUCCUCGGUCCACGAGCUUAACCAAAAGAUGGACCGUCCAGGUCUUGCUUUACAGUUUAGACCAAACAUCGUUAUAGCAGGACCCGAACCUUUCGCGGAGGACAACUGGGACUGGAUUAAAAUCGGGGAGGGUGUAGUGAUAAGAAAUGUCAAGCCAUACUCGAGUUUCAGAGGCCAAAGAAAUCCGCAAAGGGUUCAGGUGGAAGGCAAAGCACCGACGAUGGGGAUUUACUGCGGUAUUUACCAAACUGGGAACGUUCAAGUUGGAGACGAUGUUUACAUCAAUCAACCUUCAUCUGAGAAAUAUGUGAAAACGAAUAGAUCUGUUAGAUCUGAGGAUCAAGGAUAUGAAUCGCAACGCUUUCUUGAUCAAGAAGCUAUAAUGAAUAAUCAUAAUUUUGGCAACAAUGGACUGUCGUAAAUUUUGAUAUUAUUUGUUAUAAAUCUUGUACCUUAUUUUAACUUAUUUUCACGAGUUACAAUACUGCGUCAGCAGUUCCAACAGUACAAUGGUUCACUAGACUCUCGACUCAUGAGCCUGACCUGCGAUGUUAUAAAUUAUUGGUAAUAGAAAUAUAAACAUUCUUAGGACCAAAAUGAAACUAUUUAUAUUUAACUUAAGCAUUAAGAAAAGAGAAUAAUAUGUUACAACACAAAUAAAGGCAAGUCAAUAGCUGUAGACUUAUAAGUGAGAUAAGAGUAUAUAAUAUACAUA